AUGAGUUCCAGUAGGAGAUGGUUAGUUUCACGCCGCUCUAAACUUUACAAUGUGGAAGGGGAAUCCCAGUGUCCAGAGACGGGCACUCACAAAGACGGCUCUUUCGGCCAGCCGCCUUUCCUACGGGGCUCAGAGCGAUACGGCGAGACCGGCAGCGGCGCUCCCUCUGGUCCCCGGGCCCCCCCGUGCCUGCCCGCCACGAGCUCGGCCAGCUUGGCCUGGGCGCUGCGAACGCGCCACCAGCCUGCAAGCCUGGCCCUCCGCAAACAAGAGGAAGAAGAGAACAAGAGGUGCAAGGCCCUGUCCGACAGCUACGAGCUGUCCACCGACCUGCAGGACAAAAAGGUAGAGAUGCUGGAGAGGAAGUACGGAGGCUCCUUUGUCAGUCGGAGAGCGGCCAAGACCAUUCAGACCGCCUUCAGACAGUACCGCAUGAACAAGAACUUUGAGCGCCUCCGAAGCUCGGCCUCAGAGAGUCGCAUGACACGCCGCAUCAUCCUGUCCAACAUGAGGCUCCAGUAUUCCUUUGACGAGCGGCAGCCUCAGCAGCAGGCCCAGACACAGACCAACUUCACCCACAGCGUGGCCAUAGGGCCUCCUCAUUCCCCCGAUCCAGACCGCCCUGGAGACUUCACCCACCUGGAGGACUCCUUCUCCAAGCAGGUAAAGUCUUUAGCUGACUCCAUAGAUGACGCCCUGACCUGCCGCACGGGCCGCGAUGACUCCCAGGAGGGCAGCCGGGAGGGCGGAGGGAACAGCGAGGACUUUGGAGAGUGCAUGUGGAGCAGCAGCAGCAAUCCCUCCUCGCAGAGGGGUUUGGGAGACAGAGUCAGGGGGGCCGGAGGGGGGCUCAGCAUGCACGGCGACAGCACGGCCACCUCCUACAGCGACGUCACCCUCUACAUGGACGACGGCAUGCCCUCCUCCCCUCUGUCACUGGACCGGGCCCCCAGCAGCACGGAUACGGAGUACUGGGGCCCCGUCGGUGGCGUGGGGGGCCGCGAGGACAGCAGGGAUACGGAGGGGGGCGGCAGCAGCAACAGCCGCCGCAGCACGCCGUGCACCGAGUGCAGAGACUACCGGCAAAGAGGCGCGCACCUGCCUCUCCUCACCAUCGAGCCGCCCAGCGACAGCUCGGUGGACAUGAGCGACCGCUCCGACCGGGGCUCCCUGAGCAGGCAGCUGGUGUACGAGCAGGACCCCGUGGUGGGUUCCGGCUCCCCUCAGGGAACGCUGAAAAACUCCCCCAGCACGGCGAGCCGCUCCUCCUCGGCGGCGGCCGCGCAGGGCCAGACCCGGGCCCCCGGCCGCCCCAUCCCCACGCACAUCCCGCACCAGGUGGCGGCCCACCUCCACCACCACCACCACCACCCCAUCCACCACCACCAGUACCCCGACACGCCCUCCUCCUCCUCCUCCCCGCAGCAGCCCCCCACCACGCCGCUGUCCUCCUCCUCCUCCACGGCCCUGCCGCCCGGCGGCCUGGAGCAGCCCUGCUGCUCGGACGGAGACAACGACUCGCUCAACUCCACCACCAACUCCAACGAGACGGUCAACUGCAGCUCCGGCUCCUCCUCCCAGGACAGCCUGAGGGAGCCGCUGCCCCCCCUCGGGAAGCAGACCUACCAGCGAGAGAGCCGGCACAGCUGGGACUCCCCACCGUUCAACAGCGACGUGGUGCAGAGACGCCAGUACCGCAUCGGCCUCAACCUUUUCAACAAGAAACCAGAGAAAGGCAUCCAGUAUCUGAUUGAGAGGGGUUUUGUAUCGGACACCCCCGUUGGAAUCGCUCGUUUCAUCCUGGAGAGGAAAGGCCUCAGCAGGCAGAUGAUUGGAGAGUUUCUGGGAAACCGCCAGAAGCAGUUCAACAAAGACGUUUUAGACUGUGUGGUGGAUGAGAUGGACUUCUCAGGGAUGGACAUCGACGACGCGCUGAGGAAAUUCCAGGCCCAAAUCAAAGUUCAAGGCGAGGCUCAAAAAGUGGAGCGGCUUAUCGAGGCGUUCAGCCAGAGAUAUUGCGUGUGCAAUCCGACCUUGAUACGGCAGUUCCAGAACCCCGACACCAUCUUCAUCUUAGCCUUCGCCAUUAUCCUCCUCAACACUGAUAUGUACAGCCCCAACGUCAAAGCUGAGAGGAAGAUGAAGCUAGAAGAUUUCAUCAAGAACCUGAGAGGUGUAGACAAUGGUCAGGACAUACCCAGGGACCUGUUGGUUGGGAUCUACCAGCGAAUACAGAAAUGGGAGCUGCGGACCAAUGACGACCACGUGUCCCAAGUGCAGGCGGUGGAAAGGGUCAUUGUGGGCAAGAAGCCUGUGCUGUCCCUCCCCCACCGGAGGCUGGUGUGUUGCUGCCAGCUCUACGAGGUGCCUGACCCCAACAGGCCUCAGAGGACAGGAGUGCACCAACGAGAGGUCUUCCUCUUUAACGACCUGCUGGUGGUGACAAAAAUCUUCCAGAAGAAGAAAACCUCUGUGACUUAUAGUUUUAGACAAUCCUUCCCUUUGGUUGAGAUGCAAGUGCACAUGUUCCAGAACUCAUACUACCCACAUGGCGUACGCCUGACCUCGGCGAGCCUGGGAGGGGAGAGGAAGGUUCUUAUUGUCUUUAUGGCACCCAGUCAGCAAGACCGCACCCGCUUUGUCAGCGACCUCAGGGAGAGCGUUGCAGAAGUGCAGGAGAUGGAAAAAUAUCGAGUGGAAUCGGAGUUGGAGAAGCAGAAAGGUGUGAUGCGGCCCAGCUUGCUCACUGGAAGUGUGGUCGGGGGAGGCGUAGGUGUGAAGAGUGAUGUUGUGAACGGCACCUUGGGAAGGACAAGUUUCGACGACAACUGCUCAGUGGGCGAGGGCCUCAAACGCACGGCGCUCAGCUCUUCUCUCAGGGACCUAUCGGACGCAGGGAAACGUGGUCGCAGGAACAGUGUUGGUUCCCUGGACAGUACCAUGGAAGGCUCCAUCAUUAGCAGCCCGCAGCCUCACCAGCGCUAUCCCGUGCCAGCCGUUCUCCCUGGCUGCUAUGGAACAGAAGACUUCCGGCCUCACCGCCCCAUCCUGAGCCCCGGGACAGGGGUGGGGGGUGGGCCGGGGCAGCAACAUACCACUGCUGGGACAGGAGUUGGGGGACUCUCCAGCAGUGUCGAGAGAGCAGGAGCGGGGAGCGGCCCUGGGGGGAGCACCAGCAGCAACAACAGCGGCUCCUUCCUGGGCUCCCUCUUCGGCAGCAAGCGCGCCAAACCCCCAGGGCCCCUUAUUCCACCGGGGCCACCCUACCCCGCGCCUGUGCCCCCACCGACUACGGGAGGGCCCCCGCCUCACUCCCCUUCUUCCCUGUGCCAGUUGGACGGGGGCGCUUCCAAGAUCCAGGCACUGCACGCACAGUACUGUCACGCGGGCGCCGCACAGCCUCCGCCACCUUACUACCAUCACCAUCGCUACCACAUCCAAACUGUCCCUCCUCCUUUGCAAGGUGUGCCUCCUCAUACUUUACAGAGAGGCCCGCUACCCUGUCGCCCGCCGCUUGGGCCACCUCACGUCCAGCACCCCCAGCUGGCCCAUCUGUCCCAGCUCUCCCAGCAUGGGCUUCCGGGUCGCUACAGCAACAUGGUGGUCGGCUGUCCCCCACCCCUUUCUCCUCUCUCCCAACAUUCCCCGAACCCGCCGUUCGCCCUCUACCACGCGCAGCCCACACACUCCAUCAGAGGGGGCGGCGGCCCUGGCACCAAGCCCCCACUAACCUUGUCUCACUCCCACCCCCACCCCCACGCACACUCCCAAACCCACCCCGGACACGCCCAAACACCACACCCGGUCAGCCAUUCCACCCACCAAACACACUUUAUAUUCGGCACGCUGCCCCACAACCUGCCGUCCGGCUCCGUCAAUGCGCAUCACGCAGCGUCCGCCGGCCCGUAUCUGCCCCAGUACCCUCCUCUCUCCUCUAUCCCUCCUCCCCCACCACACUCCCCUUUACCCCCCCCUUCGUCCCCCCUUACCCCUCUUACACCUCUCUCCCCUCACCCCCCCCAGCACCCCGGGCAGCCUCAGCAGGGGCCGCAGGUGACGGGUGCUGGAGCGACCGGUACCGGGGGCAGCUCCAAAUCCAAACCUAUCAACCGGAUAAGCACGGUGGUGUGA
This is a messenger RNA of Menidia menidia (Atlantic silverside), 4131 nucleotides long. The record is from the annotation of a GenBank genome assembly. NCBI's taxonomy places the organism in Eukaryota, Metazoa, Chordata, Actinopteri, Atheriniformes, Atherinopsidae.